Messenger RNA from Huiozyma naganishii CBS 8797, 1746 nucleotides. RefSeq names its product amino acid transporter TAT1 (gene TAT1). Lineage: Eukaryota; Fungi; Ascomycota; Saccharomycetes; Saccharomycetales; Saccharomycetaceae. The record is from RefSeq and is a predicted model, not a curated record. Gene Ontology annotation, cellular component: membrane. The transcript has a single exon. Bases 1 to 1746 code for a protein of 581 amino acids. Gene Ontology annotation, molecular function: amino acid transmembrane transporter activity. Gene Ontology annotation, biological process: amino acid transmembrane transport.
AUGGUUCUCGACACCUCUCGCUACAGUAAUAUUAGCUACUCCAAUUCGAAGGACUCCAAGAAUGACGGAUUCGAGGUGAAAGAUAUCAGCGCGACUGUCUCGCCCGAGACGAACGUGAUCACGGCGUCCUCCUCGGCAUCGAAUGAGGGUCCCGCAACACCACAGCCACAACUCGGAGUUGUUGCCUCAUUUCUGGACUCAUUCAAGAGGAAAGAGCACGAUGACAGCACGGCUGGGGACGAGAACGACCUGAAUAAAGCGAUCAGGUCGAGACACCUGAUCAUGAUCUCCUUGGGAACUGGGAUCGGUACGGGUCUUCUGGUUGGGACAGGCAGUGUCCUGUCGCAGUCUGGCCCACUCGGGUUGAUCAUCGGGUAUAUAGUAUCGUCGUUAAUGGUGUUCUUGAUCAUACAGGCUGCCGGUGAAUUGGGGAUCGUGUACUCCAACGUCGUCGGUAAUUUCACACGGUAUCCAACCAUCCUCGUCGAUCCAGCAUUUGGGUUCGCCAUUUCUUUCCUUUACACCAUACAGUGGAUGAUUGUGCUGCCCCUGCAGCUGGUAACCGCGGCAAUGACCAUCCAGUUCUGGAACGUCGGUGUCAACCUGGACGUGUUUGUGCUGGCGAGUUUUGUCGUCGUUGUGCUGAUCAACUUGGGUGGUGCCCGCGGGUACGUCGAGGCAGAAUUCUUUUGUAACCUGUGCAAGAUCGUUAUGCUUACCGGGUUUGUCAUACUCGGAAUCAUCAUAACAGCUGGCGGGAUACCGAAUGGACCGGACGGAUACAUUGGCGGGAAGUACUGGAGGAACCCUGGGCUGUUCGCGAACGGGUUCAAAGGUGUCUGUUCCGUGUUUUGUUACGCUGCCUUCAGUUACGGUGGUGUCGAGACGUUGGUUCUAUCCGCUGCAGAGCAAAAAAACCCACUCAAGUCAAUCCCAAGCGCCACGAAGAAAGUCAUGUACAGGAUCUUGUUCAUCUACCUGCUCUCGCUAAUCAUUGUCUGCUUCCUAGUCCCCUACACGAGCCCGGAUCUGAUGGGUUCCUCCGGCAGUGGGUCACACUCGUCGCCGUUCGUGAUUGCAAUUGCGUCUCACGGUGUGAGCGUCGUACCGCAUCUAAUAAACGCUGUCAUUCUAAUAUCUGUUCUCUCAGUGGCCAACUCCGCCCUUUACGUGGCCCCUCGUCUGUUACUGUCCCUUGCGCAGGGUGGUUCAGCGCCCAAAUUCUUGAACUACAUCGACAAGCGUGGUAGGCCGACCACUUGCACACUGGUGGUUGUACUAUUCGGCAUGAUAGGGUUUGUUGCCGCCAGCGACAAGCGGGAAGUCGUGUUUACUUGGUUGUUGAGUAUCUCAGGGCUGGGCCAGAUAUUCAUCUGGAUAUCCAUCUGCGUAUCGCACAUCCGUUUCAGGGACGCGAUGAGGGUACAAGGCCACCCACUUACGGAGAUCGCAUACAAGGCGCAAACGGGGUACUGGGGGUCCUACGUUGCGAUUGCUCUGGCGCUGUUUGUGCUGGUCUGCCAGUUCUGGGUCGCUAUUGCACCAGUCGGCGCACACGGCAAACUAGAUGCGACAAACUUCUUCCAGAACUACCUUGCCUUCCCAGUGGUGCUCUGCGCGUACCUUGGGUUCAAAGUAUACUACAAGCAAUGGCAAUUGCUAAUACCAGCGGACAAGAUCGAACUGGACAACAACAGAAACGUCUACGUGCCAGAAGAAGCCCUGGAGGACAAGCCCCUAGAGUAA